Messenger RNA from Pseudogymnoascus verrucosus, 732 nucleotides. RefSeq lists its product as uncharacterized. The record is from RefSeq and is a predicted model, not a curated record. The transcript is spliced from 2 exons. Bases 1 to 732 code for a protein of 243 amino acids. NCBI's taxonomy places the organism in Eukaryota, Fungi, Ascomycota, Leotiomycetes, Thelebolales, Thelebolaceae.
AUGGAAGAGGUUAACGAACUUUUCGAAGACCUCAGGCCCCAGUAUCCAACCACCACCACCUCAAUCAAAAUUGGGGGCAACGACUACCAUAUCGAGCUGUCCGAAAUACCAUAUCUGGCAGCCUUUGCCAACUUUGAGAGAACAAAAGCCCAAAAUCAACAAAAGGAGCUUGUCCACGGUCCCAUCGCCCAUUUUGAUACAGCCCUAGAAGGGAUGGAAUUCGGCUUUCGCCAAUGCUUCCGAUCCAUUCCCCCAGAUCUUGCCCAACACCAUGCUCUCUGCGAGACGUAUGAGUUUCUAUGCAUUGAUGUUCUUGGUGGCAAAUCUCUCAACGAGAUCAUUGGCGGUCUGAAAACUGGCAGAAGAGUUCACAAAGGCGCGAGCAAAUCCUCAAAUUCGAUCAAGCGCGACAGGUCAAAGGCGCGCGACUCAGCCUUUCAGCUGCUGUAUUUUAUAUUGCGUGGCGAGUUUGAGGAUGAAAUGAAGGACAGCACAGAUGUUUAUAAUGCGGUGAUGUUCAUAGUCUCCCAUGCAGAUACUUUCCAAUGGAGAACGAGAAAGGUGGUUCGAGCUGCGUACGAAGAUCGAUUCGUUGUCUCGGUGAAGCAGAUAGCGGGCUUGAACAAGUGGGAGGAAGACGAAGAUGAAGAUGAUGAAGACGAUGUGAUGUCGGAGGAGGAGGAAUCUAUCUCCUCCGGUUAUUAUUCUGAUUAUGAUCCUUUUUAUAAUUAA